AUGGCGGCGAUGGCUGGCCUCUCUAUUAAUACUCAACAGCCAGGUGUCAAUAGCACUACCAUUUUCAGCCCUCACUCGGAUCCAUUCGAUUCACUGAUGCAAGUGCUGAAGAAGCGUCAAAGUAAUGGCGAUGACUGUCACAAUGCCAGUUUUGACGGUAAUGUCUCUAAGUCAUCGAAAAGAGAUGAAGACAGCGAUAGUUCGUGUUCAGUAGAAGUUGAGAGCGCUUUAUCACCACAAAUUGAGGCAUUCGUCGACUACGUGGGCAGAUUAUCAUUUGCAAAGGACGAACUUCACUCACUUCUGACAGUGUGUCACAGUGUGUUCGGCUACUUUGAGGACAGACCAUCUCUGAUGGCCGAGUUGUCGUUGACGACACCCACAUUGGAGCCGUCACAACCGCAACUGCUCCGGGAUGUGUUCUUCGUUGCUGAACACGCUGAACGAAUCAACGCUUAUAUUCGUGCCACGCCCGAUAUGGCGCUGUUACCGAUCUCUGACGCUCAGUCCCAGACAUUGACCGAACUCGUCCGACUUGUACGGAAAAUCUAA
Ostertagia ostertagi is the source of this 552-nucleotide messenger RNA. The record is from the annotation of a GenBank genome assembly. Lineage: Eukaryota; Metazoa; Nematoda; Chromadorea; Rhabditida; Trichostrongylidae.